Molecule: messenger RNA, 2158 nt
Organism: Phodopus roborovskii (desert hamster)
Lineage: Eukaryota; Metazoa; Chordata; Mammalia; Rodentia; Cricetidae
Gene: Vrtn
Product: vertebrae development associated
Exons: 1
Coding region: 1-2157 (718 amino acids)
Biological process (GO): regulation of transcription by RNA polymerase II
Cellular component (GO): chromatin
Source: RefSeq, a predicted model, not a curated record
AUGACUUCUCGGGAUCAGCUGGUACGGCAGGUUCUGCGGGAUCUGCAGGAGGCCGUAGAGUCAGUGGGCCUGGAAGGGCUCAACAGUGCCGCCCUGGAGGCCAAACGGGUCCUAUCUUCCUUCACCCUCCCGAUUUGCCAGAAGGGUGGCCCUGGACCCCAGGUGCUGGAGGUGGACUCUGUGGCCCUGAGUCUGUACCCAGAGGAUGCUCCACGGAACAUGCUGCCCCUAGUGUGCAAGGGCGAGGGAAGCCUGUUGUUUGAGGCUGCCAGCAUGUUGUUGUGGGGGCACACGGGCCUCAGCCUGGAGCUGCGGGCCCGCACCGUGGUGGAGAUGCUAUUGCACAGGCACUAUUAUCUCCAGGGUAUGAUCGACUCCAAGGUGAUGCUCCAGGCUGUGCGCUACUCCCUGUGCUCAGAGGAGUCCCCCGAGAUGAGCAACCUGUCUUCUGCCACACUGGAGGCCAUCUUUGACGCAGACGUCAAGGCUACGUGCUUCCCUAGCAGCUUCUCCAAUGUGUGGCACCUGUAUGCCCUUGCCUCCAUCCUUCAGCACAACAUCUACUCCAUCUACCCCAUGCGCAAUGUCAAGAUCCGACCCUAUUUUAACCGUGUUAUCAGGCCUCGCCGCUGCACCAACGUGACCUCCAUGUUGCACAUUAUGUGGGCUGGCCAGCCCCUCACUAGCCACCUCUUCCGUCACCAGUAUUUUGCCCCCGUGGUUGGGCUGGAAGAGAUGGAGGCUGAUGGUGCUGCUACCCUGGACUCCUCUCCUCCGAUCCUGAGUCCUCUGCUACCACCAGCCAAAACCCUGGAGCUGCUCAACCGCGAACCUGGCCUCAGCUACUCCCACCUCUGUGACCGCUCCAACAUCACCAAGAGCACCUUCUACCGCUGGCGGCGGCAGACCCAGGAGCACCGGCAGAAGGUAGCCAACCGCUUCUCGGCCAAGCACUUCCUGCAGGACAGCUUUUACCGUGGGGGCCUUGUGCCAUUGCAACAGUUCCUGCAGAGAUUCCCUGAGAUCUCCCGUUCUACCUACUAUACCUGGAAGCAUGAGCUGCUGGACUCUGGUGCCUAUCCAGCCUUGGUCCCGUCUACUCCACCCAGCGAGCCACUGGCUGUGCCAGAGCUGGAGAGCCUCCCAGAGAAGAAGGCUGCCGAGGGGCUGGGGUGCUCCACACCAGCAGUGGCGGUGUCUAGCCCUAGCAUGGUCUUAAUGCAGCGUGCCAAGUCGUACCUAGAACAUUGCAUCUCCGUGAACAAACUGGUACCCUAUCGCUGCUUCAAAUGCAGGUUCCCCGGCAUCUCGAGAUCCACAUACUACAACUGGAGGAGGAAGGCCCUCAGGAGGGGCCCCAGUUUUAAGCUGGCCCCAGCCCUUGCAACCACCGAGUCUCUGCCCCCAACAGAUGUUGGGGAUGCGGCCCUGCUCUCUUUGAAGGGUGAGGUGGGAGAAGAGGGCACAGGGAAAGCAGGAGGAGGAGACCCUCCUACUUCCCAGGGGUUCACAUCCACAAAGAUUCCCUUGUCUCGUUGGCAGAGGCGACUACGUAGGGCUGCCCGCAAACAGGUGCUAAGCGGGCACCUGCCCUUCUGUCGCUUCCGCCUCCGCUACCCUAGUCUGUUACCCUCUACUUUUUGGGUGUGGAAAAGUCUUUCCCGGGGAUGGCCCAGGAUGCAGGCUUCCUCCUCUUUGGGCCAAAGGAGGCGGGAGCCAGAGGAACGGCAGGAGCCAGCUGAAUGGCAGGAGACGGAAGCUGUUGAGAAUAGAACCUCUGUGAUCGCUCCUCGGGUGCAGACACUGCCAGUGGCCGCUUCUUCAGAAACCCCCACAGAAGAUGCCCAGGGAGGGCCUUCUAGAGAAGGGGUCAUUCAGGAGACAGCUAUGACCCAAAGCCAACCCCACAGUGGAUCCCUAUCGGGCCAGACUGUGGCGGCGGCGGCAGGUGGCAGGGAUGGCCAGGUGCUGGUGAUGGACAUGCUUACCACCACAAGAUUCAAGGCCCAAGCCAAGCUGUUCCUACAGAAGCGCUUCCAGUCCAAGACUUUCCCCUCCUACAAGGAGUUCCAGUCUCUCUUCCCGCUGACAGCACGUUCCACCUACUACAUGUGGAAGCGGGCACUCUUUGAAGGCCUCACACUGGUUGAUGGCUGAU